Molecule: messenger RNA, 227 nt
Organism: Pelobates cultripes (western spadefoot toad)
Lineage: Eukaryota; Metazoa; Chordata; Amphibia; Anura; Pelobatidae
Source: the annotation of a GenBank genome assembly
AUGGCUGAUCAUGUCCAAAACCUGGAAGAAAAAGUGGAAAUGCUUGAGACAAGGAUUGCAGAUGCAGAAGAUAGAGCGAGGAGGAAUAACCUCCGACUGCGUGGUGUACCAGAAUCCGGACAUGCUGGUCAUGAUGGAGUCAGCAACUCACCAUCCACAACGCAAGCGGACACCGGAAUGGCGUACCGCCUGCAUGAGACUUUCCUAAAGGCACUGUGCAGUGGGCC